This is a messenger RNA of Engraulis encrasicolus (European anchovy), 1051 nucleotides long. RefSeq names its product apolipoprotein L3-like. Gene Ontology annotation, biological process: lipoprotein metabolic process; lipid transport. Gene Ontology annotation, molecular function: lipid binding. The record is from RefSeq and is a predicted model, not a curated record. Gene Ontology annotation, cellular component: membrane; extracellular region. The transcript has a single exon. The coding region runs from base 271 to 1008 and encodes 245 amino acids. Lineage: Eukaryota; Metazoa; Chordata; Actinopteri; Clupeiformes; Engraulidae.
AAACUGAAAAAUAAAACAUAUGUGAAUAGGCUGUAUGAAUUCUGGAAGCUAAUCUCACUUUUAAUGAUUGUUUUCAGUUACUUCUGUCUCCAAAUGGCAAUCAGGACUCUCAAGAUUACAAAUACGGGUAUGCUUUUUUUAAAAUCACAUGCUAUGCUCUAUGUAGUUUUGCAUGUUUUUUUUCUACUAAAAACAUGGAACAUAUAGGCCUAUUCAUUGAUACAACACUUGGACAAAACACCCAAAUACUAACUCUAUCCACUUUACAGGAUGAAAGAUCUGUUGCAGGAUGCAAGGCCAAUAAAAACAUUCCUGAAUGAGAACCUUCAAGAUGUCAAAAAGAAAAUCAGAGAACUGACACAGAUUACAGAUGAACUGGAGGGUAUGCACAGAAGCACAACCAUUGGCAGUCUGGCUGGCGGAGUCAUGGGUGCUGCUGGUGGAAUCACCACCUUAGCCGGACUCUUUCUGGCUCCCUUCACCUUUGGGGGCUCGCUGAUAGUGUCAGGUAUAGGCAUAGGUGUUGCAGCAACUGGCGGCAUCACCGGUGCAGCUUCCAACAUCACCAAGGCGACUCAGAGCAACACAUUGCAGAACAAAAUCAAAGAUAUCUUGGACUAUUGUGAGACGGUGCUCAAACCUGUCCUGGAGAGUCUCAACAAGGUUCAUUCUACUGUAGAUAGCCUUCAGACUGUAGUUGGUGCAGGGAGAGUUCUCUCAGGUAUCGGUCAGAUAGCUAGACUGUCAGUCCAAGCUGCCAAGGCAGCUGGUGUGGUUGGACGAACAAUUCCUAUUCUUUCCAGCCUCACACUAGUCUUAGAUGUCUUUACAAUUGCUAGUGAUGCCAGAGAGAUACAUCAGAUACGAAAGAGGGAGAAGGGUGAAAGUGUUGACUCCCAGAUGCUCAAGUUCAUUGAUGAGAUGAAGCAGGCAGCAGCGGCAUUGACAGCGGCUGUGGAAGAAAUAGAGAAGAUGAGAGAUGCAAUCGACCUUGCCGUAGGAAUGUAAACAAACUUCAUACACAAGACACCAUGUUCUGUGAUCCAGAAUA